Molecule: messenger RNA, 2594 nt
Organism: Dentiscutata heterogama
Lineage: Eukaryota; Fungi; Glomeromycota; Glomeromycetes; Diversisporales; Gigasporaceae
Source: the annotation of a GenBank genome assembly
AUGACAAAAUCCGGUGGAUCCGCUUUAAAACGACUAAAGUCGACAUUAAAAGAAGCUAAAGUCAUUGGGCAUGGCUCCCGCUCGAGUAUGAGUAAAAAACAGAAGAGAAAAGGGAAGCCUAAAGGAGAUGACAGGAAUAAUACUAAAGACAAAUUAGAAUUCUUAAAAAAUCAAAUCAAUCCCUUCGAACUAAAAGUUACCAAAACUAAGCAUAAUGUACUGGGUAGAAAAGUGAAAGGUACCCAGGGUAGACCUGGUCUGAAAAGACAAAUUGGUAUAGAAAAACGAAAAAAAACUUUACUUGUUGAAAUGGAGAAUCGCAACAAAGUAGGCGGAUUAAUUGAUAGACGAUUUGGUGAAGAUGAUCCAACUCUAUCGCUGGAGGAAAAAAUGCUGGAGAGAUUCGCAAAAGAAAAAAAACAGAGGCAUUCAAAUUCAUCAUUAUUUAACCUCGAAGACGAUGAUUUAACGCAUUACGGCCAGUCACUUGCUUUAAUCGAUGAUUUCGAUGAACCUGAUUUAUCAUUAAAUGAGGAAGAUGCAGGUAUAAUUGACCAUGACACUGUCGACAAAAGUCAUUUUGGAGGGUUUGAAGAAGACGAACAAAAUAACGAUAAUAAUGAUGAAUAUGGGCAUAAAAAAAAGUCCAAGACAGAAGUCAUGAAAGAAGUUAUCGCAAAGAGCAAAAUUUACAAGUACGAACGCCAACUUGUGAAAGAGGAAGACGAACGCGUACGCAAUGAACUGGAUAAUGAUUUAGAUGAAAUCCGUAAUCUCAUAUCACUGCCAAAAUCAGGAGUAGACCCCCUACCGACUCAAGAAGCCGCAUUUCGAAAUUCUGUAUCAAACGGAUCGGCGUCAGAGAAAACCCUUAAUACUUCUGACAAGGAUGACGCGUACGAUAGAUAUGUACGGGAGUUAGCACUUGACAGACGCACAAGGCCUACCGAUAGAAUAAAGUCAGAGGAAGAAAUAGCUCUUGAGGAGAAAGAAAAACUUGAAAGACUAGAUGUUGCGCGGAAACGGCGCAUGGAAGGAUUGGACCCAGAGUCUGAUGAUGAUUCUGUUAAGCGCAAAAAACAAAACCGAAUUUCCAUGACAGAUGAUCUGGAUUAUGAUCAUAUCGACGAUAAUAAUGAUACCUCCAUCCCAAUUGCCGAAAGCGAUCAUGAUGCUACCGAUUUAUCAUCUGAUGUAUUGCCUAUGAAUUCAAAAAAUUUGGCUGUUAAGCACGGAAUUACUAAAACUAAGGAUAAGUCUGAAUUAGCAUAUACUUUUCCUUGUCCAACAACCCUGGCAGAAUUUUUAAAAAUAUUGCAGAAUGUUGAUGAUGAGGAAGUUCAUGUGGUGGUGCAUCGAAUUCGUGUGCUAUAUCACAUAAAGAUCUCAGUCGAAAACAAAGUAAAAUUGGAGAAAUUCUUUACAGUACUUAUGGACUAUGUUCUACAUCGUGCGCAAGAGAAUCCUGUGCCGAUGCUCCUUAUCAAUAAACUUGUUGGCCAUAUUUUUGAUCUCGUACAGCAAAUACCGGAAAGUGCUACAGAUUACUUUUUGUCCAAGAUUGUUGCCAUGGAAAAUAACUUGACAAAAAGAUUAUCCUCUUCUGGUUUAAAAAAUUCAAAACUAAUGUUUCCCACCAUUUCUGAAUUCAUUUUAUUAAGAAUACUAUCCCAAGUUUUUCCGACAUCUGAUUUUCAUCAUCCAGUAACUACCCCUACUUUAUUACUUAUGGCACAAUAUCUUGCACAAUGUCCUCUUUUAAAUGGUUUAGAUUUAGUGUCUGGUUUGUUUUUAUGUAAUUUAAUGCAUGAGUAUCAAAUUUUGGCGAAACGCAUUAUUCCUGAAGCUCUCAAUUUCCUUUUUAUCGCGCUUGUAUACCUUGCACCGCAAGGCACGUUUAACUCGAUGGAAUCAAUUCCUGGAAUCUUUCCAUUUUCUAGCAAAUUUAUCCCCACUCUUCAAAUAAAAGAUACGACCUAUAUUGAUGACGCCAAUCCUUUAGAUUUUUCACAAUUGUCAAGUGUGGUGAAUGGCAAUGGAAACAACAAUGUUUUUGAUAAUGAUGUAUUUCGUUUAUCAGCAUUAAUGGCUAUUCUACAUUUAGUUGAAAAUUUUGCAAAAAUGUAUAAUUCCGCUCCAGCAUUUUCAGAGCUUUUUGAGCCUGCGUCCAAAAUUAUAGAUGCUUACCCGCUAGAUAAAUUUUCUGGCACAAUUAAGAUGAAAAUAGGUUCAAUACGAGAAACAUUGGAACGAUUGCAAAAAUUUUCUAAAAAGAGCCGUAAACCUCUAGAAUUGCAACAUCACCGUCCUAUUCCUCUUCCCACUUACACUCCCAAAUUUCAAGAAAAUUUCUCUAUUGAUAAACAUUAUGAUCCAGAUAGAGAACGAGCUAAUUUAAAUAAACUCAAAGCACAAUACAAGAAAGAACGCAAAGGAGCGAUCCGAGAAUUAAGGAAAGACAGUAUAUAUAUUGCGCACCAUAAUAUCAGAAAGGUUAAAGAAAAGGAUACAUUAUACAAAAAAAGAAUCAAUAAUAUCAUGGGCAUUCUUGAAAGUGAGCAAGGAGAGAAAAAAGCCUAUGAAAAAGCAAAGAA